GUUUAUUUCCACUUAUUGCAGUAUAUACAUGACUCAAUUACAAGUGUGGUAAAAUGUAAAGUGAAUGUGUUACGUUUGUUGUAUAUAUCUUGUGUAAGUUGGCURUGGUCUGGUAAACGUUUUAGAAUUAUUCGUUGCUUCAAUGGCAUUUUUCCUGUUUGUUCCAUGUGAGAAUUGAAUCGUGACGGCGGAUUCUGUCUUUAUGGCAAAAAAGGCAAUGAAGCAUAAUUCUAAAACGUUUACCAGUCUGAGACCAUAGCCAAUGAAUCGACAAUGAAGGCAAGACAUAACACAUUAAGAGCACUAUCACUUUAUAUUUACAAAGCAUUCAAUAUGUACAUUUUGUUAUUCUUUGCUGUCGCAUGCUACAUUGUCAAUCACCUCUUCAAUGUCUACAUUUUGUUUUCCUUUGCUUUCGCAUGUUAUAUUGCCUUUCAACUCUUCAAUGUCUACCGCGAGGCGUCGUCAAGGCUUCCRCCAGGACCAUUCCCACUUCCAUUCAUCGGAAACCUCCAUCUUCUCUCCAGCAAGCCCUACCUGGAUAUGUCAAGACUAGCACGCAAGUAUGGCCCCGUUUAUCGUCUUUGGAUGGGAUGGAACCGCGUUGUUGUGAUUAAUAGCUGUGUGUUUGCCAAAGAAGCAAUGCUCAAACGAGGGACCGCGUUUGCUGGCAGACCACAGAACUUUGUUGGAGAAAUAUUCUCAAGAAACAGUAAAGAUGUCGGCUUUCAGACGUACACAGAAGCUUGGAAAAUCCAAUACAAAGCUAUCGUGUCGAAACUUAAGGAAUAUAUCCGAAAAGAAAACAAAAUGGAGGAUUUAAUUGCCGUGGAGGUCGACGAGCUGAUCUCUCGAAUUGCAAAGACGCGUGGCGCAUCAGUUAAUCCUUACAUGGAUGUGCRUUUUUCCUUUGGAAACAUCGUAUCUGCUUUAUCGUUUGGAAAACGGUAUGAGGACCCAAUGGAUUCCGAGUUCUGGCAACUGAUGAAUGCUAUCAGGACCUUCUCUGCUAAUCUAGGACCUUCAAAAAAUGUCAGUUUUAUUGUGGAUACAUUUCCAUUUUUGAAGCAUUUUCCAUUCACUKCCAUYAASGAURUCAAACAUKSUGMMAWGGUACGCGAUAGAAUCCUCAAYAAGAAAUUUAACGAUCAUAAAUCUGACUUUGAAGACCAAGAAACWUKKRGAACUGGUGACCURACAGAGUUUUUGAUCGAUAUGACGUAUAAGAAAUCCAGCGACGACCCCRAGGCUCAUCCCGAAUACAGGCUAACCGAUGACCACAUCAUCAUGACCAUUAAUGAUGUCAUCGCAGCCGGAAGUGAUACCCCAACUAWRAAUUUUCUCUGGAUUUUGUAYUUCCUGGCAAARUAYCCUUCAAUCCAGCAACGUCUUCAACGCAARAUCGAYGACGUCAUARGYCCAGAUCUMCGCCCAAAAUGGGAGGACCGCAAAAAACUCCCAUAUUUGGAAGCGUUCAUUGCCGAAGUUUUKCGCUAUWCAAGUGYUAUGCCYYUGGGGAUCCCCCACAAGACAAUCAAUGACACKYURCUYGGUSCUUACAACGUGCCUAAAGRUACUAUGGUGUUAAUYAAYGUGUACGCCAUCCAUCGUGACCCYGAGGUCUGGGAGAACCCUGARGAUUUCGUCCCGGGACGCUUCCUUGACGAGAAUGGAUCCUUUAGUGUUGAGCGCAGUUSUAACGUGGUGGCCUUUGGAAUUGGUCACCGCAAGUGYCCUGGAGAAGCUAUGGCGAAAAUGGAGGCGUUUCUAUUUACAUCUCGCWUUUUGCAGAAGUUCAGAGUAGUGGCCGAUAAGCAUGCUGGUCUACCAAGUGUCAACGAUGCCAUAUUUGGUAUUACCUUACGACCAGCGGAUUUCAAAGUGGCUAUUUGCCCUCGACACUGAUUCUAUUUAAAAGUCUUCAUAUAUAUCAGAACAGAAUUGCUGUUCAGCCACCGAUGCCGACUUGUAAUAUACGUAUACUUUUUUUGACAAUUUGAAACAAAUCUUUUAGUUAAGCCAUAGUCAAUUGCAUAGCUCUUUCUUAUAGUAGUUGUUUUAUUUCAACCGAAGAGACCCUGGAUUAAUUUGUGUUUUUUUUUUCGAGGAUUUAACGUAAGUUACUUUUAUUAAUGUAUUGUAGAAUUCGACCUUUAAACCGACGGAUCGAAACGGAUUUCGAACUGUGAAGCUAUCGGCUCAUUUUCAGUAGCUUCAGUGUUGGUGUGUUCCGACUGUAUYGAAUGCAGGUGGUCCAUGGCCAUUUAACAUAUUCUACACCUAAACAGCAAUCUUGAAAUUUAGACAAUAAGUUGGAUAUGAACCAAUUCCAUAGCACAUGCUCGAGUGAUUAUAACUUUUGUAUCAAAUGAAAUAUCAUUGGAAAACGUUUAAAAACGUUUUUUGUAUAUUUUGUUGUUGUUGUUUUGUGCUACUGAUGAAAUGAUGACAAUAAGAAAGAAUGGUUAUUUCUAAUAUA
This is a messenger RNA of Exaiptasia diaphana, 2479 nucleotides long. RefSeq names its product steroid 17-alpha-hydroxylase/17,20 lyase. The record is from RefSeq and is a predicted model, not a curated record. The transcript has 2 exons. Gene Ontology annotation, molecular function: steroid 17-alpha-monooxygenase activity; iron ion binding; heme binding. Lineage: Eukaryota; Metazoa; Cnidaria; Anthozoa; Actiniaria; Aiptasiidae. Gene Ontology annotation, biological process: progesterone metabolic process; hormone biosynthetic process. The coding region runs from base 274 to 1905 and encodes 543 amino acids.